AUGGUUAUUUUUGCGGCGAAACGAGAACCAAACUCUGGUAAAAUACACGUAACAUCACCCGGUCCUGGUCCAUGGGUAAAUGGAUCGAUCCAAGCGGCCACCUGGAGAAGCGAUGACCCUGAGCUCCCUCAGGAUAAAUCUGUCAUCGUCGAAACAUAUCAAUCUUUACCAGAUAAUGAUAAACUCAUUUUGUCGCUUGGUCAAGUAAAAUAUACAGCGGCGCAGAAGCAAUUUGAAAUCACUAAUGAUUAUCCCAAGAAUGGUGUAUUUUACGUGCUAGUAUCUGUUGCUGAUGAUCUAUCUACCUUUGGUACUUCGAGUUACUUUACCAUUGCACAGAACUAG
This is a messenger RNA of Ambispora gerdemannii, 345 nucleotides long. NCBI's taxonomy places the organism in Eukaryota, Fungi, Glomeromycota, Glomeromycetes, Archaeosporales, Ambisporaceae. The record is from the annotation of a GenBank genome assembly.